Molecule: messenger RNA, 345 nt
Organism: Diplodia corticola
Lineage: Eukaryota; Fungi; Ascomycota; Dothideomycetes; Botryosphaeriales; Botryosphaeriaceae
Product: dna binding methylated-dna-cysteine s-methyltransferase
Exons: 2
Coding region: 1-345 (114 amino acids)
Biological process (GO): DNA repair
Molecular function (GO): catalytic activity
Source: RefSeq, a predicted model, not a curated record
AUGUCAAAGACGGUGACGCAAUACCAGGAGCGUGUGUACGCGCUGCUCCAGCAGAUCCCGGAGGGGCGCAUCGCGUCGUACGCGGCGCUCGCUCGAGCGCUCGGCUCCUCCCCUCGCGCAGUCGGUGGCGCACUACGAAGCAAUCCAUUCGCGCCCGAGAUCCCUUGUCAUCGGUGCAUCGCAAGCAGCGGGUUCAUCGGGGGUUACAAAGGCGACUGGCGCAAUGUCCCGAGUGGGCAGAACUGCGAGAAGAAGCUGGCAAUGCUGGCUGCCGAGGGCGUCCUGUUCGAUGACCAAGGCAUGCUGGUGGAUCAGUCAUGCUGGUGGGAGGAUUUCAAAGCAUGA